AUGCUUAAGGAUAUCACAAACAGCAAUUCGAACACAACCGGCGGGCACCCGGGCUCCCCUCUGCACCUCGAGAAGCCCUUUAAGGCCGUGCCCGAUGCCACGCGGGUGAGCCUUCCCCUCCUCCAGGCCUCCAUUCCUACAGCAGCGCACCCUGUGGUGCUCCCCAUCCCCCCCAGCGAGGUCGCGACCAAGUUGACGCGCAUCACCGAGGGCCUUCGCCAGCUCCUCCAGGGCAUGUCGGCCUGGAUCGCGAUGCGGGAACCCAUGGCCAACAGCGCCGAGCUCGAGGCCGUCCAUCCGCAGCUUCGCGAGGUGGAGUCGCUGCUCGCGCAGGCCCGGGCCCUGCACCGCCUGCAGGGCCCCUUUGCCACCUCGAAGGCGCCCUCUCCCCAGGCUCCGGGGGGACAAAUCGGGCCAGAGGAGACGACCCAGGCGGCCGAGCGGCCUUUGAUUGUCAUCGGGGGGAGUCGGCGGGGGCUCGCGCCCCCGAGCCGGCGGCGCCUGUCCGAGUCUAAAUUUUCCUACGGCCGCAUUUCCUGGCCCCCUACAGUGAGCCGCCGGAUCGUCGUCGUGGAGUUUAAACGACAGCGGCUGAAGCGGUGUUUAUCUGAGGUCGCGAUGGAUCCCGGGACCUACGUGAUCGUCCCUGGCGACCGCGGGUACGACUGUGGGUUGGUGGUGCAGUGCGGAGUGUGGAAUCCGGCCCUGGACGGCUUCGAGGAGGAUACGCUGCGCACGAUGGAUGACAACCCCAUUUCCAUCACGCGGAUGAAAGGGGAUGUCGUCACCGUCCUGCGGGAGGCCACCACCGAGGAGGUUCAUCAGCUCUACGGUGAGCAGGCUACCAAAGAGCGGUUGGCACUCAAGACCUGCCGCGAGCUUGUGCAAAAACUCGAACUCGAUAUGACUGUCGUUGACUGCGAAUACCAGUUCGACGGGACGAAAAUAAGCUUUUACUUUGAAGCGAGUCAUUCCAUCGACUUUCGAGACCUCAACAGGGAAUUGUUUCGAAUCUUCAAUGCUCGGAUUUGGAUGGAGAACGUUAACAAUUGUGUUAAAAAUGUGAUUCCAGAAGGCGCCAUGUCGAAAAGCGAUAAGAUCCAAUAUCAAAGCAGUGGAUUACGGCUUCCACCUCAUUGA
Messenger RNA from Phytomonas sp. Hart1, 1140 nucleotides. Lineage: Eukaryota; Euglenozoa; Kinetoplastea; Trypanosomatida; Trypanosomatidae. The record is from the annotation of a GenBank genome assembly.